Messenger RNA from Chelonus insularis, 1514 nucleotides. Its product is annotated as queuosine salvage protein. The record is from RefSeq and is a predicted model, not a curated record. The transcript is spliced from 5 exons. Lineage: Eukaryota; Metazoa; Arthropoda; Insecta; Hymenoptera; Braconidae. The coding region runs from base 184 to 1197 and encodes 337 amino acids.
GCAUUUAGUGAUCCAUUCUCUGCAACUAUCGUAGCAUACUGAAAUCUUGAUUCGCAUUAAUUGAGAAAUGAUAGUAAAAUAUUUCGGUGCCGGUUAAUAUUUUGUAUGAAAUUAUAUAAUAAGUAAUAUAUUAACUUAUUUUCGUGUUGAUUAAGAUAAACUUGGUCAAUAUCCUUUGAAAACAUGGUUCUUAUGCCAAGAGAGUCAGGUAAAUUAAUAGCAAAAUUGUCUAAAAAUGUUUUUAUUGAAGAAGAAGGCAUCAAGAGCCUUGCAUGUGAGGUCUUGGAAGGUCUAAAAGAUCGAACGAUAUCAAUAGACAAUUUUUCGCAAUCAGAAUUUCAUCCAAAUCCAGGCCAUGCCAAAGCUAUAGACUGGAUAUUUGUGUUGGAUACAUUAAAUUUCUGUUUCUGGAGUUCUAAAAGUAAUAAUAAAUGGAAAGUUAAUGGACAUACUGGGUAUUUUGCAUUAUGUGCAGCUAUUAAGAGAGCAGUUGAUGAAGGCAUUCCAAUAAUUGAUCCGACUUAUUAUGUUAAUAUAAAAAAAGAUGUGCUUGGAAGAAUAUUAAGAGCUGACUCUGGCGCAGAACCUGUUCCUUUAUUAGAUGAACGUGUUCAAAAUCUUCAACAAGUGGGUAAAAUUCUUGUCGAUAAGUAUAAUGGUACAUUCAUGGAAUGUGUUAAAGCAGCACAACAUUCGGCUGACAAAUUAUUGAAGCUUAUCGUCAAUGAAUUUGAAUGUUUUCGAGACGAAGCAGACUUUUACGGUCACCGAGUAUCAUUUUACAAACGAGCUCAAAUCUUGAUUGGUGAUAUAUGGGCUUGCUACAGAGGAAAAGAUCUGGGAGAAUUUAAUGACAUAGAUUUAAUUACAAUGUUUGCUGAUUAUAGAGUACCGCAAGUGCUGAUGCACUAUGGUGCAAUGAGAUAUAGUAAUCCUCUUCUUAGCACACUUCAAACAGGUACCGAGUUGGCAGCAGGAAGUGUGGAAGAAAUUGAAAUUCGUGGUUGCUCAAUAGAAGUUGUUGAACGAGUGGUUGAUAGAGUGAGAAAUUUGAUCAAGCAAUAUCCCAAUUUAAAUAUCAAUCCAUUUAGCUGUAAUUCAAUAAUCGUUGACCACUUUCUGUGGGACUAUAGACGAAAAAAUGCAGAAAAACUGGAAAGUUUACCAUUCCAUAAAGUUCGAACAAUUUACUAUUGAUUUAUUAUGAUAUUAAUAUCACUAUAAUUAUACAAAUUAUUCGACUAUUUUUAUCUAAAUACUCAAUAUGAAUUUGAUGGAUUUUCUAAUUCAACUUUGUACGAAUUCGUACGAAUUCAAAUUCGUAAAUUUCAAGGGGCCAUAUUCCUUUAAAUAUAAUGAUUGUUUAAUACUUGUAACAAAUUCAAUUAUAAAGAUGUUUAUAACAAAUGUUAUUAUGUAUGAAUAUAUUAGAGAAAUCUUUAUUUGAUAUACAAUUAUCGUGUCACUACGUACACAACACAAAAAAUAACAAAUUAUUCCAAUAGUUUAACAAA